Messenger RNA from Girardinichthys multiradiatus, 6531 nucleotides. Its product is annotated as roundabout homolog 1-like. The record is from RefSeq and is a predicted model, not a curated record. Gene Ontology annotation, biological process: homophilic cell-cell adhesion; dendrite self-avoidance; axon guidance. Gene Ontology annotation, cellular component: axon; plasma membrane. The transcript is spliced from 29 exons. NCBI's taxonomy places the organism in Eukaryota, Metazoa, Chordata, Actinopteri, Cyprinodontiformes, Goodeidae. Gene Ontology annotation, molecular function: cell-cell adhesion mediator activity. Bases 936 to 5555 code for a protein of 1539 amino acids.
CGUACCUGAGCUCGUCACUUUUGUUGCUGAUAAAGACGCAAUGCACGUAGCUUUUGAUAGCGGUAGAACGAUAUAAAUCAUUCAUCAAGGUCACAUUUCAACCGCAAGCGCACUUUAAAAUAUUUAAUUAUCUUUAGAUGGUAAAUCUGCAUUUCACACGAGGCUCUUUUUGAUAGUGAUGGACACUGAAAACAAAUGAUUUAAUUGGCUUCUAAUUCAUAUUCUACACAGCAGAAAAGGCUGCUGCUGCUCAGUAAAACAGAGGGAAAUCAGACGCCAUUUGCGCCCUUUAAUCACCUCAUAUUCAUAAACCUCAGUGUCAGAUAUUUAUUUAAACUUACUACAGCAGCCUCGGUUUAAUACGAGGCGAGCUUUAAGCAAAGCCCAGUGGAGUAUUUCCCUGUCACUGUAGCCUCAUGUGGUUGAAUGGUGCCUGACCCACAGGAAUCUCCUCCGCUCAACAGAAAAGCCUCUGAGUGGGAAGGAAAACCAGAACAGCUCCGAAAGGAGAGACGCGCGGCGCCUCAUCCAACCAGCGCCAGACCCGAGAAUCACUAACAGAGGGAAUUUAAACCGUUAAAGUGUCUGAGACCGAUCCAUCCACCGGUCUGUUCUGAAUUGGAGAUAUCACAUCCGAUCCCUGAUGAACACGGGGAGAAGUUAUUUGCGUGUGGAAGAGAAGAGUUCGCCUUCGCACGGGAGCAGAGCAAAUUGAGGUGCUGUGAGGAUCACCAGCGAGGAUGUUCGCGAAUCAUCUGAACUUUGAUUCAGUCUUCGAGGAGCAGUUUCGAACUGUUUUGCUUUUGUGAUUCUGGCGGAGAUUGAGAGCUCUCCCUCCGUGGACUUUGCUGAAGAAGUUGCUUCAGACUGAUUUUGAAUGACACAGACUUUCAGCACACUCUGGAUAAAGGACCAGAUACCAGCUGCUACUAGAGAUGCCUGCUUGUUUUACAGGAAUUUACUUUCUACUGACUCAACUACUCAUUUGUUCAGGGUCUCGUCUCCGCCAGGAAGACUUCCCUCCCCGGAUUGUAGAACACCCCUCUGAUUUAAUCGUGUCUAAAGGGGAGCCAGCCACACUCAACUGUAAGGCGGAGGGCCGUCCAUCCCCGACAGUGGAGUGGUACAAAGAUGGUGAGCGCGUUGAGACGGACCGAGACAACCCACGCUCCCAUCGUAUGCUGCUGCCCAGUGGAUCCCUUUUCUUUCUACGCAUCGUCCAUGGACGACGGAGCAAGCCAGACGAUGGCAGCUACGUCUGCGUGGCCCGAAACUAUCUGGGCCAGGCGAUCAGUCAUAAUGCAUCCCUGGAAGUAGCUAUUUUGCGGGAUGACUUCAGACAGAACCCUGUUGACGUCAUGGUAGCUGUUGGCGAGCCUGCGGUGCUGGAGUGCCAACCCCCUCGUGGACACCCCGAACCCACGAUUUCCUGGAGGAGAGAUGGCACCAACUUGGAUGACAGAGAUGAACGAAUCACAAUCCGGAGCGGCAAGCUUAUGAUCACCAACACCAGGAAGAGCGACGUGGGAAAGUACAUUUGCGUUGCCACUAACAUGGUGGGGGAGAGGGAGAGUGAGAUUGCAGUCCUCACGGUGCUGGAGCGGCCAACCUUUGUGAAGCGCCCCAGCAAUGUGGUGCUAUUGGCGGACGAGAGUGUGGAGUUCCACUGCAUUGUUCAAGGAGACCCUGUCCCCACCGUCCGCUGGAGGAAAGAUGAUUCUGACCUACCUAGGGGCAGAUUCAAAAUCCUGGAGGACCACACUCUGAUUGUUCGCCAGGUUGCCUCUUCAGAUGAGGGCUCCUAUACAUGUAUGGCAGAAAAUAUGGUUGGGAAGUCUGAAGCAUCUGCCACCCUCACUGUACACGUCUACACGGUGCCCCCUACCUUCGCCGUACGCCCCAGAAACCAGGUGGUGUCAGUGGGCAGGACAGUCACCUUCCAGUGUGAGGCCACCGGCAACCCGCAGCCGGCCAUCUUCUGGCAGAGGGAGGGCAGCGAGAGUCUUCUGUUUUCCUACCAGCCACCACAGCCCUUCAGCCGUCUGUCUGUCUCCCAAAUGGGCAGUUUAACCAUUACAGACGUUCAGCGCCCUGACGUCGGCUUCUACAUCUGCCAGGCUCUCAACAUAGCUGGCAGUGUCAUUACUAAAGCUCUGCUAGAAGUUACAGAUGCUGGAUCAGACCACCCCCCUCCUGUCAUCAGGCAGGGUCCUGUCAAUCAGAGUGUUCCUGUAGACAGCACAGUAGUACUGGGUUGCCAAACUGUUGGCGCUCCGCCUCCCGCUGUCCACUGGAAGAAGGAUGGCACAGUGGUCUCUCCAGUGGACUCUCGGGUGUCCCUAAUGGAAACAGGGUCACUGAAAAUUCACUAUGCCAAGCUGGGGGAUACAGGAUUCUACACAUGUGUUGCUUCUAGUCCCAGUGGAGAGGCUUCCUGGACUGCAUAUCUGCAAGUAGAAGAAUUUGGUGUUGUCGUCCAGUCUGGUCAUCCCGAAGAUUCUAACCUGAUUCCUGGUGCUCCAUCUAAACCUGACGUUUCUAACGUCAGCCGUACAUCUGUCACACUGUCAUGGAAGUCCAGCCCCAAUCCUGGUGGAUCGCUUUCAUCCUACUUAAUUGAAGCAUUCAGUUAUACAUUAGGGAACAGAUGGGUGACCUUAGCAGAGCAUGUGAAGACAGAGUUCUAUGUUCUGACCAACCUGAAGCCUGGAGCUGUUUAUCUCUUCAUGGUCAGAGCCAUGAAUGUUUAUGGCCUUAGUGAUCCUAGUCCAAUCUCUGACUCAGUAAGAACACAAGACAGCUCCUCCACCAUGCAGGGGGUGGACCACCGUCACAUCCAGAGAGAACUGGGGGAUGUUGUGAUCCACCUACACAUGCCAACAGUCCUGUCAUCUUCAACUGUCAAGGUGCAGUGGAUGGUCGAACAGCAGUCCCCUUACAUCCAGGGUUACAAGGUGCUUUACAGGGUGUCUGUUGAGCACGGGCAGCCAGAAUCGCACUGGACUAUUCUGGAGGUGCGUGCCCUGCCAGAAGACGGGGUGGUGAUCAGUCAGCUAAAGAAGGGAUGCAUCUACGAGUUCAAAGUGCGACCUUUCUUUGAUGAGUUCCAAGGAGCUGACAGUGAGGUGAAGGUGGUCAGGACAUUGGAAGAAGCCCCGAGAAGAGCCCCCCAGGGUGUUACAGUCACAAAGAGCGAUGCCAAUGGGACUGCCAUCCUUGUUUCCUGGAAGCCACCUCAAGAGGCAGGAGAGGACGGAAUUAUUCAGGAAUACAAGAUCUGGUGCCUGGGUAAUGAAAGCCGCUACCAUGUGAAUCAGUCGGUGGAUAGCUCAACCUUCUCUGUGCUCAUUCCCAGUCUGGCUCCAGGAAUACGCUAUAGUGUAGAAGUAGCGGCAAGCAAUGGUGCUGGGCCCGGAGUCAAGAGUGACGUAGCCUUCUUUCAAUUAGAUUCUGCAGGCCAGAUGAUGGACGUUAGUGACAAAAGAGGCACUUUAUCACAGAUCUCAGAGGUGGUGAAGCAGCCAGCUUUUAUCGCAGGCAUUGGCGCCACUUGCUGGCUGAUCCUCAUGAUUUUCAGUGUGUGGCUCUACCGUCACCGUAAGAAGAGGAGUGGUGUCAGCAGCACAUACACGGGCAUCCGGAAGGUCCCAUCUUUUACCUUUACACCUACAGUGGCAUAUCAAAGAGGGGAUUCUGUGUGCGGCGCUGGCAGACCUGUCCCUCUCAGCAUGGGUGAGCCUCUAAACCAGCUCUGGCUGCCAGACAACUGGCCAAAUGCAAGUGCCAAUCAUAAAGACUGCAGCAUCAACUGCUGUAAUAAUGGCAAUGGCACGAGUGACAGUAACAUGACAACAUACAGCCAGCCAGCUGACUGCAUCGCCAACUAUGGAAGCCAUCCCGAAAACAAACAAGGCGGACAGCUUGGUUCUGAGACCCCCAUAUACAGUGAUGUGAACCUUUCCAACAAGCUCACUGAGAUUAAAACAUUCAACAACUCCAACUUUUGCUAUGCAAGCCCAGGAGGAGAUUCGUCAGGCACAUAUGAGCCCAUACCAUAUGCCACCACACAGCUCAUUCAGGCCAACAUUAAGAACAAGGUGGCUGCUGGUGGCUGUGCAGCUGAGUGUCUGGAUAUACCCUGCUGGAAACAGCCCCCCAACCUGCCUCCGAUACCCAAGGAGAUGGCAGCAUUGAUGCAGCAUAGCACAACUAAGCAGAACUCUAACGAUCUGCAGGGAAGCGAGGGUAUGAUCCACCCGAAAACCAUACCAUACAACCGGACCCGCAACCACAGCACAGGAGGCUCCCACCAGAGUUCAGACAAAGGCAGCAACAGCACCUCAGGGAGUCAAAAUCAAAAGAAAGGAAUGCGGCCCCAAAAGAUUCCCAAACACAAUGCUGUGAGCUGGGGGGAUGCUUUGUCUGAUCCUCAUCCUAAUGUCUGGGACUGUGAUGCGUAUAGUCUGCCCAUGGAGAGGAGCUUUGAUCCAGAGGAGAGAAUCAACAGCUGCCCCACUCCACCAGUCAGAGGAGCAGCUUCAUCUGCUACUGAAGUGCCCUGCUUGCCUGCCACUCCAUCACAGGAAGACCUUAGUAACGGCCAGCAGGAUGGAGCUGAACACUUCACCCACACCUACUGCUCAAUACUGGACACAGAUGGACCGGAGGAGAAUGAGGAGCAGGUUGACGAGGAGACAGAGACUGAACUGUCGGAAAAUCUCUACAGCCGAUCCCAGCACCACCUGAAGCACAAACAUCAGCCGUACCACAUCUCUCCGCACAAGCUGCUCCUGCAAGGUCUGGAGCAGACCCCAGCCUCCAGCACGGGGGACCUGGACAGAUCGGUCACGGGGUCCAUGGUUAACAGCUGGGGCUCUGCGUCGGAGGACAACAUCUCAUCGGGCAGGUCCAGUGUUGUCAGCACCUCAGAGGGAUCCUUCUUCACGGAUGGUGAUUUUAACCAGGCAGUUGCCUCUUCAAGGGAUAUUGUAGGCCUGCGCAUGGGCAGGCACUCAGAGGUGCCAGGUCAGCGGCACCAGCGAGCAAGCAGCCCCAUGUCAACGGACAGCAACAUGAGUCCUGCAGUAACACAUAAAAGGCCCAGACGCCAUAAACCAAACCAGUCUGGACAACAGGACUAUCAAUCCAAAGAUAUCUUCAGUGAUGACUCUUGCAUGCCUCUAAAUUUCACAAGCCAGACGUCCCAUGGUGACCACAAAGUGAGGGGGGCAACUCUGCCACGGAUGGGCUCUGGGCAGGGCCGGUGCAGACGAGGCAGCACCGGGACUCACAGGGUCAGAGAUGGAGCACUUGAGCAGAGAGAGAGUCAGGAAAUGGACAAGAUUCAACAAGGGGCUAAAGGAAACAACAAAAACCGACAGCAUUCAGAAUUUGGGGACGUACUUUUGUACAGUCGUCCGUCUUUUCUAUCAGGUCAGGCUCAGAGGGAGUCGGGCUGUAAUUCAUCAAACCUUCAGUCAUGUGGAGGCUCAAGGACCAAACAGGAAGAGCAGGUCACCCUCACAGAACAGGCGGAAGAGUUUCUAAAAACUUAAGAAGCUUUGGAAGCACAGGAUGAAAAUACUGCAGUGAUCUCCAAGGACUAUGGCUUUUAAAACAUGGACAUAAACUCUUAAAAUACUGCACAACAUCCUUUUUUUACUUUUAAUUUCUUAUUCGGUGUUAAACGAUUGCUCUCAUAUUAAAUGGUGGACUUUUUUUGAUUAUGACCAGCAUUCAGGUUCCUGAACAGCUGAAAAUAUAUUGAGUGCACAUUUGAUGUCGGAUAUCAGCGCAUACAAAAGUGUUGCUCGUGGCGACUGCUCGACGCGGUUUGUGUGAUGUUUGUUUGUUUGUUUGUUGUCUUGUUCUUUCUUUGUUACUAAACUACAGUCAUUACCAGCCAUCUUGUAAAUUGUUUACUGCCACAGAAGUGCUUCAGAAUUUUAUAUAAUAGUGUUGUUUUUUUCAAGUGAUGUACAUUUUGUCUCUGUAUUAUAUGUCCUACUUUGGUUAUAAAAGCACAAUCACUUAAUUUUAUUUGAAUUCAGUGUUGAAUGAAUUUUAGACAGGAGGAAAUCAGCUGUCGGAGUCUUGUUAAUCAUUUUUAUCACUUUAUGUCAGGCUGAGAAAAAGAUUUAAUAAUUGUGAUGUGCAGUGAGUUGUGUACUUUUGAGCUGCUUUCAUUCAAAAUUGAGCUAUCUCUGUUGUGUGUACUGGGAGAAUUGCAUGCAGAUUUCGAAACAAAGGACUUUUUUUCUAAACAUCUUACAUGCUUUGCCCUUUAUUUGGGAUUAUAAAAAAGAAUGGUCAUGGACUGGUUCCAUUUCUUGUUUCUCAAUGCUGAGUUAAGUAUAACUCUGUAUUUGCUUAGCUUUGGCAACAAAUUAGAGAAGUCCUUGACAAUAAAUCACCAAGUUACAAAGGAAAAAUGCCUUACAAACAUAAAUAACUCACAUCUGCAGAUAAUUAAACUGUGAAUGUUGGUUUAACAUUUGUUCAAUAAUGUUAAUAUUAAAUACAUUAUUCUUA